AUGUCAGUCAUAAAAACCAUCCUUACAUUUCCUGAUGUAUUAUUGUUUGUUCUACCAGCUUUUUUUAGGAAAAUCUUCAUCUUGCAUUUGGUAGGGCUGGUGCUAACUUACAACUUCACUAACUGUGACUACGAGAAGAUCAGACAGGCAUAUACGCAUAUCAUUUUCUGUGACCUGAAGGAAUAUAUGAAUGGGACCAAAAGUACCAGCUUCGAAAAAAUCGARUCCUGUUACAACCCAGUGAGUAGAACCAUCAGUGCUUCUGGCUUUCUCCCAGAAAGACGCCAGGCGUUCCAGGGAGGGAGUAUCUUGCGGAGUGCAGAUCCCCGGGCAGUGGCGGAGCUCCACAGUUACCCCUUUCAUUCAAUUUAUACUAACUCUCCCCCCUCCUUUUUUUUUUUUUUUUCCUUCUUCUUUCUUUCUGGUGUUUUCUCCCUUGUUCCUAACGUCGCGGCCGGUGAGCAGUCAGAUUGUCUCAUUAAAAUCGAGCACCAUACCUUCAAUCCCACCAGUGACUGCCUGUCACUCUCCGAGUCCUCCUUCGCCUUGAAAACGAAUGCUACCCUCGUUCUCCAUUGCUCAGGCUACUCAGGAAUUCAGAAAAACAAUACCCAGGAAAUGAAACAAGAAGGAGUCAACAGUAACUGCCUCAACCAAACCUCACAAAUACUAGGAUGGUGGCGUCGUUUCUCUCGACUUUUAGGAAAACAAAACUAUUUUAAUUCCUGUCCUAAUUUAUAGCACCAAAAGAAAUAAUUUUUAUUAAAUAUAUAAAAUGUUAACUCUGUGACAUUUAAAAGAGCACUAAUAGUUAUUCUUUAACUACAGAAAGGUUUCUUAACUUAUUUUGGGGUCAGUCUGUAUUGUUUAAUGUGGGUUAUUUAAUGUGGGAAGUAUUGAUCCUCUAAUGUCAGGGGACACUUCUGUAACA
Urocitellus parryii (Arctic ground squirrel) is the source of this 931-nucleotide messenger RNA. NCBI's taxonomy places the organism in Eukaryota, Metazoa, Chordata, Mammalia, Rodentia, Sciuridae. The record is from RefSeq and is a predicted model, not a curated record.